Molecule: messenger RNA, 579 nt
Organism: Cadophora gregata
Lineage: Eukaryota; Fungi; Ascomycota; Leotiomycetes; Helotiales; Ploettnerulaceae
Exons: 1
Coding region: 1-579 (192 amino acids)
Source: RefSeq, a predicted model, not a curated record
AUGCUCAACCGCUCACAUGUUUUAGAUUCCCUCCAGCAAAUGCACAUCAUACCUCGUGACGAUUCUCCGACACCACCUCCAUCUCCAAAUCACCCAACUGGACCUAUGGGAGCAGGCAAUCCGAUGCUUCAGAUGACCCCCGAGCAAGUCGCAGAGAUGUUUACUAUGUGGCAGAGGGCUCAAGCAGGCAACCAGAGCAGCGAGUCGAAGGUCAAGAAGGAGCGUAGUGAGAAGCGGCCCAUGAGCGAUGCGGAAGAGAAACCAUCAAAGAAGUUCAAAGUAGACGAGAAUGGGGUCGUAGAUCUGAUCAGUGAUGAUGACGAGGAAGUUGAAGAACAAGACGAAGAACAGAACGAAGGUGAGGACGAGGCGAAUGCAGCUACUGAUACACCAGGAAGCAACGAAAAUUACAGCGCGCGUCGCCGUAAUGUUAUGGAGGACAGCGAUAGUGACGAUGACUGUUUUGCAGCUAAUGUACCAGGAAGGUACAGAGAUCACUGGGCUCGUCGUCGCGGCGGCGUGAAGUACACGGAUGUUGACGACGACCAAGGUCUGUUUGUCGCACAAGAAGAUUAUUGA